GAGCUCACAGUGUCAGUAAAAGAGGCACAAACGUCAGUCGUGUCAAGCCUUGCCCGCAUCUGCACGAGCCAUAAACAAUUGCCUGAUUUGGAACGCAACUACUUUUUUUUCGAACGCAUUUGAAUAAAAAAGGCGCGAAAAUAGAAUGUGACAGCCUUGAACUUUUUUAUCUGUAUCGUUUGUGUUUUGUUUCGUAAAUGGUUUAUUUUAUGAUGGAGCGUUUUGUUUUAUAUUCGGUUUUCGUGAUAUUAUUUACAAAUGAUUGUACAGCAUGCUUAAUAGAGAGUACAGUAAGCAAUAGAAGCAUUACGACGGGGAGUUGGUUUUACGAGGAGUGUUGCUGUUCCGAUGACUCGUCAAUGGUGAAAGAACUAACAUGGCUAGAUCCUUACAACAGAGUAAUUUCGGGACCAGGUACAGAUUCAAAUUUGUACACCGAAGAGCAGAGUGGAUGUCUGUUUCUACAAAUUCCCAGUGCAAGCAAGACUGUAUCGGGGGCAUACAAAUGUAUAUCUUCCUACGAGGGAAAACAACAAACCCGUGUUCAUAACCUAGAUAUAUAUGAUCCAUUGUACUUCUAUGACACGGCUCAGGAGCAGUACUUAGUGUUCAACAAUGAUUCCUUGAUCAAGUGUCAGGCAAACGGAGCCACGCCUCCUUUGAUCCGAUGGUACAACGGAAAAGAUGGAACUGAUGAGAUAUUAGCCAACAAAACAGAAAAAUAUCAGAUCAUGCCAGAUGGUUUGAUUGUAAAGAAUGUGAGCAAGGAUGAUGAAGGAAUAUAUAAAUGUUCAGCAUCUGUCUUGUCGACUGGAGAAGAAGUGGAACUCAAUAUUCAAACUAAGGUAAUGACCCCUCCAGUGAUCACACAAUUAAAUGGGAAUCCUGAUUCAGUAGUAGCAGUUGGUGAAAGCCUGAUGAUACAAUGCUCUACUCAAGGAUUGCCCGAACCUGAAGUGGAGUUGAAGAAAAUACCAGAACCGAGUCCAGGUGAAAACAAAACAGUUCCUUGGGAUAUACAUUCGAAGGGAAUAAUUCGUUUUAAAAGUAUAACACCAGAAGACGCUGGCACUUACGAAUGCACCGCUAAAAACUUCGUUGGGGAGUCCAAGAAGCAACUGACAAUCACGGUACUGAUCAAACCAGAAAUCAUAGGCUUCACCAACAGGUCUGUUGUAGAGGGUUCAGUAAUACCAAUGUUCUGUAAUGUAACAGGUAUACCUUUACCUAGUGUCAUGAUUACUUACGAAGGAAAAAGUUUAGAUGAAGAAAGAGAUACUGAUUAUGAUGAAAUUAUUGAAAAUUUUUCACUACUGAAAGUAAGCAGAUCUAGUGAGGGUAUAUACAUUUGCAAUGCUACUAACGAUGUGGACACGAAGACUGAGCUGAUGUACCUGACAGUAUUGCAUCAGCCUUACUUUGACAAGACUUACGAACCGCUCUGGGCUUGGAACGGUGAAACUGUGAACAUCAGCUGCGCUCAGGAUAGCAAUCCACCCGCUAAUUUUACUUGGAGCUUUGUACCGGGAAACUUUUCAACAAUAGAGCGACAAGAGCAUGACAAUAUUGUUCUGGACUAUGAAACCACAAUGAACCAUUCGUUCCCCUUCUCCGAGCAGUUUGCACCAUUCGGAAGACAUGAGUGUAGAGCCCGGAAUCAAUAUGGUGAAGCGGUUAAGAUUUUUCAGAUUAGAAAAGGAUCUAUUCCAUCGGUUGUGGUGAAUGCAACAACAAUAGAAGAAGCGGCAACAUCAGCUACAUUCUUCAUUGAGACUCCGAUCGACUACGAAGGGCCUGACGUCAUAGGUUUUAUAGCAGAGUAUGACGAGCUAGAGAAAUAUGAAGUCACUAAUAUACAUCCAAAUAGGACUUGGGCAGUGGGAAUCCCAUUCAAGCUGGAGAGACUUAAACCUAAUACCACCUACUACAUUAGAUUCGCUGCAAUAAAUCGCGUUGGUACUGGAGAAUGGAGUGAACAGAUUGCAUUUGAAACUAUGGACAAGUCAGCUCCAGAACCUCCGAUAUGGCAACUAGAUGAGGUCGAGAUAUCGUCGAACAAGGUGCUCAAGUGGAAAGCUCCGGAGAACAACGGCGAACCGAUAGACUACUACGCUCUACGAUACUGCCCGGUGGAUGAAGAAAUAAUCGAAUCAUUAUGUAAAGAACAUCGACUGGAAGGGACAACCGAACUACUAGUGAACGAACUAGAACACAACACUACUUAUCAUUUAGAACUGAUAGCUCAUAACGCUGAAGGAAACUCUACUCCUGCUAAUAUAACUCUUAUGGUACCAGACAAACUCACAAAUGCACCGGUAUCAGUACUUACAGCAGGAGCAUUAAUAGGGUUAUCAAUCGUCGUAGUGUUAGUAUGUCUCGUACUACUAGACAUAUUGCUCUACUUCUGGAAGAAACAGGGCAUCAUAGCCAGCUGUUGUUGCAAGAAAAACAAAAAGAAGAAACCAAACCCGUUGAAUCAACGUGACAAGAAAGGUCUGUUGAAAGACAACGGGGAAUCUGGCACAGACGAUACUUUGAGGAGGCCUAACAAUGGGCACAAAGAGUACGAGUACAAUAAGACCACAGGCAUUAUUACCGGGAAACAUUCCUCUGUUUAGAGUAAAGAAUUUUAAAACGUUUAACGUGAAUCGUACGAUUUUUUUGUCAGGAAGUCUGUUGUCAUUGUUCGGUCUUUUCGUACGCCUGUGACGAUAAACGGUCGAUUUAUUAUAAUGGCUUUUCUGUUUGUGUUUUAUUCCCUUGUAUGGUUUAUAUUCUAAACAUCGACUUCUAUUUAUUAUAUUUUCAGCUUACAUAAUAAUUUAUAGUAUAAUAUAAAACAAAUUGCGAAAAUAUUACUAAGAAAUAUUUAUCAAAGUAGAUACGAGUCUUGCUGUAACCAGCAAUUACGCACUCGAAAAAAUAUAAUUUUUGGUCAAAAAUUAUAUCUUUUUUCAUUUUUUCUAAUCAUAUCGCUCACUAAUGCUUCCAUUUACAUGUAGGAGCUUAAGUAGCUUAAAAUCAUUAUUAUUAAUGUAUUCACUAAGUCGUACGAUUCACGUUUAUUUUUUGUUAGGUAAGUAAAGUGAUAUUGUGUAUCUUUGGAAUGUCAGUUAAGUGUAAAAAGGUUUAUGUUUGUAAUGAUAUAUUUUAUUGAGUGGCCGAUGAAUUUUUUAAGGUAAUUUUAGUUUCGUACAUACCUAUAAUUAUUUUGUAAAGAUUAUUGUUUUUAUAAUAAUUUAUUUAUGAAAUUAGAUAUUGGUAUUUUUGUAUUUCUUAAAGUUACGAUAUAUUUUGUUUUUAUAUAGUAGUAGAAAAAUAUAUUAUCAUACAUUUUGUUUACCAAAAUAGUACAAACAUUCAUAAAGUGCCUCCAUAUUAAAAAAAUGCCAUAUCGUUAAAUUUUAUUAUUCCAAAAUAUAGUAUAAUAUAAAACAAAUUUGUUAUUUAUUCAAUGUUGUCUUUAUCUAUUUUUAUCCUUAAUAUUGUAAAAAAUAAUAUAUGAUGAAUUAAAAUCUAGGUAAGUAAUUCUAAGCUUUAUAAUAUGCCUAACGUAAAAUUAAUAUACCUAAGCUUAAAAUUGUUAUCAUACCAAAGAAUAAAUCGUACAUAAACAACUUAUAGCAAAACUAUUUUUUACUUGAAAUUUUAUCAUUAUAGCUAUUACUGAACUAACGGUAACUACAUUUACUUAGAUAUUAUUUAUUGCUUAAAAUCAACUAAAACUAAGAGUCAAGAUGUCAGUAGUUUUGCUAUAAACCAUUUAAUUUUUAUCUUUCAUUAAAAAUAUGUAUAAAAUUGA
Messenger RNA from Spodoptera frugiperda (fall armyworm), 3802 nucleotides. Its product is annotated as fasciclin-2. The coding region runs from base 198 to 2618 and encodes 806 amino acids. The transcript is spliced from 16 exons. Gene Ontology annotation, molecular function: protein binding. Gene Ontology annotation, cellular component: membrane. Gene Ontology annotation, biological process: cell-cell adhesion. NCBI's taxonomy places the organism in Eukaryota, Metazoa, Arthropoda, Insecta, Lepidoptera, Noctuidae. The record is from RefSeq and is a predicted model, not a curated record.